Nanorana parkeri is the source of this 749-nucleotide messenger RNA. RefSeq names its product TP53 regulating kinase (gene TP53RK). The record is from RefSeq and is a predicted model, not a curated record. Lineage: Eukaryota; Metazoa; Chordata; Amphibia; Anura; Dicroglossidae. Gene Ontology annotation, biological process: protein phosphorylation. The transcript has 2 exons. Gene Ontology annotation, cellular component: EKC/KEOPS complex; nucleus; cytosol. Bases 20 to 724 code for a protein of 234 amino acids. Gene Ontology annotation, molecular function: ATP binding; protein serine/threonine kinase activity.
GACUGCCCGAGCUGGUGCCAUGGCCUGCCAGGCGGAGAGUGACAGCCGGCGGAGGAGCCGGGAGUAUCUGGAAGGACUGCAGCUGAUAAAACAGGGCGCCGAGGCCCGGGUGUACCGGGGGAAGUUCCUGGGGAAGGCGGCGGUGGUGAAGGAGAGGUUCCCCAAAACCUACAGGCACCCCGCGCUAGACGAGAAGCUGACACACCGGAGGACAGCUCAGGAGGGGCGCGCCAUACUGAGGUGCAGGAAGGCAGGUAUCCCUGCUCCGGCGAUCUAUUUUGUAGACCACGUCUCAAACUGCAUCUACAUGGAGGACAUCGAAGGCUCGGUGAUGGUGCGGGAUUAUAUAAUGACUGCAGAGGAGAAUGGCAGAAGUCUCUAUGACCUGGCGGGUAAGAUUGGUCAGGUCCUGGCCCGUAUGCACGACGAGGACCUCGUCCACGGGGACCUGACCACCUCCAACAUGCUUCUGCGGCCCCCCCACCAGGACCUGCACCUGGUCCUCAUUGACUUUGGCCUGAGUUUUAUCUCGGCCCUCCCGGAGGACAAGGGGGUGGACCUGUACGUUCUAGAAAAGGCCUUUCUGAGCACGCACCCGAACACAGAGGACGUCUUCAGCGCUCUGCUAAAGAGUUACUCCGCCUCUUCCCAAAAAUCCGGUGCGGUCAUUAACAAACUGGACGAGGUCAGACUGAGGGGCAGAAAGCGCUCCAUGGUGGGAUGAACUUCUUUUUUUUCUUCUUCUUCUG